This is a messenger RNA of Clonostachys byssicola, 306 nucleotides long. The record is from the annotation of a GenBank genome assembly. Lineage: Eukaryota; Fungi; Ascomycota; Sordariomycetes; Hypocreales; Bionectriaceae.
AUGUUCCACAUCAAGGCUGCCAGAGCGAGGGAGGCUGGCGCGUUCGAUGCCGAGAUCGUCCCUGUAAUGGCCUGGUUCCAGGAGGUGGAUAAAAAGAUGGGAGAGAAGAUCAGCAAGCAGCAGACAAUCGCCGUUACCCAAGACGAUGGAAUCCGGACCAAUAUCAGCCCAGAGGCUCUCGCAAAGCUCAAACCCACCUUUAAGACGGAUGGAACAACCACGACGGUAGGCUGUGCCCCAGACGAGAUGGGCAUCGGGCCGGCGCUGGCCAUUCCCCAGCUCCUGGAGCAGCAUGAUGAUAGGUAA